This is a messenger RNA of Mytilus trossulus (common blue mussel), 1124 nucleotides long. RefSeq lists its product as uncharacterized. Bases 143 to 1066 code for a protein of 307 amino acids. The record is from RefSeq and is a predicted model, not a curated record. The transcript has 7 exons. Lineage: Eukaryota; Metazoa; Mollusca; Bivalvia; Mytilida; Mytilidae.
GGGGUAAAUAUAAUUGCAGACAUACUGUUUUGUUCAGUGCAUGUAGGUGUGUAUGCACCUAAUCAAGAUUUUCUCCAUCGCUAUUGAUCCAACGAGAUCCAGCAGUGAUCGACAAGCAAUUGAUAAGACAAAAUAGAUCACAAUGGGUGACAAUAGUUCGGCAGGAAAAGUCUGCAUAUUCAUAUGUGCUUUACUGAUAGGUGGCGUUAUACUUAUCGCCGUCUUGGUCGGCACGUCAAUGAAAAAACUGGCCACAGGCGAAGUUGGAAUCAAGUAUGACACUUUCCAAAAGGAUCUAGGCACGGAAACUUUAAGAGAAGGUUUACAUCUGGGACCCCCGGGAUACGAAUUUAUUAUUUUCCCCAGUACAUACAAGUCACUGACUUUCGAUGACUUAGAAUGUUUAAACAAAGAUGGAGUGAAAAUAACCCUGGAUGUGACAUAUCAAUAUAAAGUGAAAUCUUCCAAACUGAGGGCUGUGAUAAUGGACUUUAGAAACUUAGACGGCUACACAAAUGUUCUCAUAAAUGCAGGAAGAUCUGCUUUACACGAAUCUUGCAGUUAUUUCAAUACGUCACAAUUCCAAGCUGAACGAGCAAUUUUCCAGGAAAAAGUCCAAGAACAAAUUGAAUUAAGAUAUGAAGAGCUCCAUGCAAUAAUUACUGAUUUACAGGUGAGCAAUAUAGAUAGACCGUCAGAGUAUGAAAGUGCAAUUAGGAGUAAAGAAAGAGCUAGAGAAGAUAUCCAAGUAGCAAACAAUGAACGUCCAAGACUACUUACUGAGGCGACGACGAAGCAAAGAGAAGCUGAAACUCAAGCAAAGAUAAUUAUUGACAAGGCGGAGUCAGAUGCUCGUAUUUUAGCUAACAAAGCCCAUACCGAGGCCCAGGCAAUUAUUGCCCAGUACAGAAAAGAAUCAGAGGCCUAUAAACAGAUCGUUGAUGCCACAGGUCUUGCCUUCAGUAUUGAAGGUUUUAUCUCGUAUCUAGGUGUUCGUGUAAUUGCUGAUGCCACGAACCCAGUAUACAUCGGUUUGGACAGUCCUGCACACACUGUUUACCCUUGAAUAUUAACUAUGUUGCUGGAAUAUGUUUAGUACCUGGUUCCGAAAACCUAGUCUAAAA